Molecule: messenger RNA, 2457 nt
Organism: Lachnellula hyalina
Lineage: Eukaryota; Fungi; Ascomycota; Leotiomycetes; Helotiales; Lachnaceae
Product: Transcriptional activator protein
Exons: 3
Coding region: 1-2457 (818 amino acids)
Biological process (GO): DNA-templated transcription; positive regulation of transcription by RNA polymerase II
Molecular function (GO): DNA-binding transcription factor activity, RNA polymerase II-specific; zinc ion binding; sequence-specific DNA binding
Source: RefSeq, a predicted model, not a curated record
AUGGACGCAGGGGAUCUCUUCCGGCGGGCGCAUAGAUCUGUCAACAAAGCCCAUGAAGCAAAGUCUUUUCGAGAAAGUAGCCAUGACAGCGAUGACCAUUCGCCCAGAAUUGCUCAUACUUUGACCGCCUGCUGUAGAUGUCGCCAGAGGAAGACGCGAUGUGAUCCAAACCUUCCGCGCUGCCUCCCAUGUGAAAGGGCUGGGGCAAUAUGCGAAUACUUCGACACUGCGAAGGGAAAGAAGAUACCUCGCACCUACGUAAUUCGAUUACAAGAAAAAGUACGGGCCCUAGAGGCUGAAAUGGGCCAGUACACCGAGGAAGGCCACCCCCAGAAUACUGAAGAUAUCGUGCGGCCCGGGGGACUUAUACGUCUGGAUGAGAAUGAUGAGACGCCACGGUUCCUGGGUCCCUCCAGCGGCAUUGCGAUGACAAGACUAGUCAUGGAAGAGGCAAAGAAGUACACGGAUUCUAGAAGCAUUCGGGAACUGGUGCCUGAGGUCCGCAACCGUCGACCUGCUAUUCCAUCUCCAGAAUCAGCGACGAAUCGCAAAAAGUCGUACCCCAUGAUAAGCGCGGUAGCUGCGCCAACGCUGCCCACCCGCUUAGUUACGGACAAGUUGGUAGAAAUAUUUCAUCAAAAAGCUCAGUACUUAACUCCGACUCUGCACGAACCCACCUUCGCCAAAGACCUUCAGGAAGUCUACGAUGGCAGUGGCGAUCCAUACAAGAAUUUUGUUCUCCGGAUGGUGCUUGCAAUAAGCAUGCAGAAACUUGAUGUUCAGUAUUCUGGCUUAGCAGAUAGUUACUAUCUAGCUGCCAUGGGCUACAUGGAAGAUGUGAUUCGACCCAAGGAUAUCAAGACCCUUCAGUGUCUAGUGUUGGUGGCUCAGUAUUCAUUACUAACACCGACGCGUACCGCGAUUUAUUAUGUUGUGGGCUUGGCUACACGGCUAUGCCAACAGCUUGGUUUGGCAGAGGAAAAAACCAUAACCCAGGGCGUAGAGUUAGGCAUGGUCAACCCGAUACAACUGGACAUGAAGCGCCGGCUUUCAUGGAUAGUCCUUUCAAUGGAACUGGGCUUAGCGCACAGUAUGGGCCGCCCGAAUGCAUUUGCAGCGGGAGAAGACCACGUUGAUGUCGGCUUCUUCGAAGCGGUUGAUGAUGAAUAUAUCACUGCCGAUGGGAUAUUGCCGGCCCCCGUUUCGGAGAAGAAGCAAGUGGCUAUCCAUUUUCUUCGAAUGCGGCUGCUACAAGCAGAGAUGAGAAGGGUGCUUUAUCAAAAGAAGCGACCCGAACCGAAGAACGAAGAUCAUCCUUGGUAUGCACAAAUGGAAAAGAAGCUCAAGGAUUGGCUGGAUGCCUCUCCCCAGAGCCCAACUUGGAGCAAACCAUGGUGUGUGCCUGGUAGUCCAAGUACUCUUCUUGAAGACCUAACACAAAGCAGGUUUGAAGGUAGGUAUAACACCAUGAUCGUGACCCUUCGACGUCCGUCGCCGCAGAUUCCAAAGCCUUCAGCAGGAUCGGCGAUGAUGUGUUAUGAUGCAUCGGCCACAAAUAUCAGAAGUCAGAGCAAGCAUUUGGAUGCAGGAAGUAUUGAUAUAACUUGGAUAUUUCUCCUGACUGUUUUCCAAGCGGUGAACACUAUUCUGUGGGCGAUAUCAUAUCCCGAAGUCCGCGCCUUGCACCCAAAAGAAGAACUCGAAGAACACAUCGAGAUCGCGCUCGAUAUCAUUGGCAAGUGUCGGGAGCGCUGGCCCGGAACUGCUGCUGCUUCGCAGUUAUACUCGAAACUUUCUAAAGCAUGUUCGAGGAGCUACGACGUUAAAACUAGCUCGCACCCACCGUCUUCGCUAUCAACAAAUUCGCCUUCUUCCCUCACUGAUACCAAUUCUUCAUCGGCAUCGGAACAGUCCAGUGUAACAACAAACUCUAUGGCACAAUCUCAACAAAUCACCUUCCAAACACCUCAAUUUGGGUAUGUGUUCAAUCAAAUGCCAGAGCAAAUUCCCGCAUUUUCGCAGCAAAGUAUGGGACCUCCUCCACCUUCAUUCAGAUCGAAUUCCAUAUUUGGGGCUCCUUCAAACACGCAGUCAGACCGCCGGUUUAGUUACUUCCCUCCUGAAUUUACACAGCCAAAUAAUCUUGCGAAUGCCUGGAACCCCAUUCCAGAUGUUCAAGUACAGCCUCCACCCCAGUUCCAAGUAACUCUACCACCGGCAAAUCCCACCACCGCCGACGCCAGCUACGUUAUGCAUACUGGGUCUACACCAGCCUCGUUCGGAAACUUCAUGUGGGGAGGCCAAGACUACGAUGUGCACAUGAGGCAGGGUAGUUUGAGCCAGCAGCAGCAAAUAGAGUUGAUGCAAGAUCUUGAGACGAACGGUUUGGCAGAGAUUGAUAACUUCAUGAAUCUCGGGGCGCAGUACGACACGAAUUAUUUCAAGCUCGCAAAGUAA